Molecule: messenger RNA, 1875 nt
Organism: Dovyalis caffra
Lineage: Eukaryota; Viridiplantae; Streptophyta; Magnoliopsida; Malpighiales; Salicaceae
Source: the annotation of a GenBank genome assembly
AUGGCUACUGCGCUCCAUAACCAAGAGAGACUACCAGAGUACCUCAACACACAGCUUGCUAUUGCUGUGAGGAGCAUUCAGUGGAGCUAUGCAAUCUUCUGGUCCAUUUCAGAUAGACAACCUGGGGUUUUGGAGUGGGGUAAUGGGUAUUACAAUGGAGAUAUUAAGACGAGGAAAACAGUUCAAUCCAUAGAGCUUAAAGAAGAUGAAUUGGGUUUACAGAGAAGUGAGCAAUUACGAGAACUCUAUGAGUCACUUUCAGUCGGUGAAGCCAGCCCACAAGCUAGAAGACCCUCAGCUGCAUUAUCUCCAGAAGAUCUCACUGAUACAGAGUGGUAUUAUUUGGUUUGCAUGUCCUUCGUAUUCGACAUUGGCGAAGGCUUGCCAGGAACAACAUUAGCAAAUGGCCAUCCUACUUGGCUAUGCAACGCUCAUUCUGCAGAUAGUAAAGUAUUCAGUCGCUCUCUGCUAGCUAAGACUGUUGUAUGCUUUCCAUUUAUGAGAGGUGUGGUUGAGAUGGGUGUGACUGAGCAGGUUUUGGAGGACCCAAGCCUCAUUCAACACAUCAAAGAAUCAUUCUUGGAGAUCCCAUACACAGUAGCCAAGAAUUCUAGUGCAAGAAGCGACAAAGAGCUUGCUUGUGCCACUUUUAAUCGUGAAAUACUUGACACCAGACCGAUUCCAGCUGUAGAAUGUGGAGAACUAGAUAUAUCCUCCCCUAAUGGCAAUUCGAAUGGUCAGCCAGCUGCAGAUUCGAUUAUGGUUGAAGGGCUAAACGGUGGAGCUUCCCAAGUGCAAAGUUGGCAGUUCAUGGAUGAUGACUUCAGCAACUGUGUUCAUCAUUCCUUGAAUUCUAGUGAUUGUAUAUCUCAAACAAUUGUAGAUCCUGUAAAGGUUGCUCCUAUUUUCAAGAAUGGAAAGGUAAAUGACCAGAGUCUCCAGGAUGUUCAAGACCGCAAUCACACGAAGCUGACUGCAUUGGACCUUCGAAACGAUGAUUUGCAUUAUCAUAGUGUUCUCUCGUGUCUCUUAAAGACCUCCCAUCCGUUGAUUCUAGGACCCAAUGUCCAGAAUUGUCGUCAGGAAUCGAGCUUUGUCAGUUGGAAGAAAGCAGGAUUGGUGCAUACUCACAAAUUGAAUAGUGGAACCCCACAAGAAGUUCUAAAGAAGAUACUGUUUGAAGUUCCUCGGAUGCAUGUUGAUGGCUUGCUCGACUCUCCAGAACACAAUAGCAAUAAAGUUGUUGUAGGGAGGCCAGAGGCUGAUGAAAUUGGUGCAAGUCAUGUAUUAUCUGAGAGGAAGCGAAGAGAAAAGCUGAAUAAAAGGUUUAUGAUUCUGAAAUCAAUCGUUCCUUCAAUCAGCAAGGUUGAUAAAGUAUCCAUACUAGAUGACACAAUUGAAUACCUUCAGGAGCUUGAAAGAAAGGUUGAAGAGUUGGAAUCAAGCAGGGAGCUAUUAGAGGCAAGAACAAAAGGAAAACCCCUAGAUACUGUGGAGAGGACUUCUGACAACUACGGCAGCAAUAAGAUUGGAAAUGGCAAAAAUUCAUUGACUAAUAAGAGGAAGGCUCCCGACAUUGAUAAAAUGGAUCCAGAUAUCAACCAUAAUGUAUCAAAAGAUGGUUCAGCUGAUAAUAUAACUGUCAGCAUGAAUAAAGAGUAUCUUCUAAUCGAGAUCAAGUGUGUUUGGAGGGAUGGAAUAUUGCUGGAGAUAAUGGAUGUAGCAGGCCAUCUCCAUUUAGAUUCUCACUCAGUUCAAUCAUCUACCAUAGAUGGCAUCCUUUCUCUGACUAUCAAAUCCAAGCACAAGGGAUUGAAUGCUGUAUCAAUCAGCACAAUCAAGCAAGCCCUUCAAAGAGUUGCUGAGAAAUGUUGA